UGUCUGUCUCGCACACCCGGAAGUGCGUGGUGCUCCGCCGUACAGUAACGCAGAUGCCGGCGGCAGCAUCAUGGAAGAGCCCCAGUCUCAUGUCCUGAAGGAGCUGGAGUCGUACACUGUGAAGGAGGCCCCUCCGACUGUUUACUAUGUCCCUGGGUUUAUAACGGAAACGGAGGAGGCCUACCUCUUGCAGCAGGUAUACAAAGCCCCCAAACCCAAAUGGACCCAACUGUCGGGCAGACGGCUGCAGAACUGGGGAGGGCUGCCUCAUCCGAAGGGAAUGCUGGUGGAAGAACUUCCCGACUGGCUGAAAACGUACGCCAAUAAAAUCUCCGCCCUUGGGGCAUUUUCCGGAAAGACGGCCAACCACGUUCUGGUGAACGAAUACAAACCAGGAGAAGGGAUAAUGCCUCAUGAAGAUGGACCCCUCUACUUCCCCACAGUGACAACCAUCAGCCUGGGAUCCCACACUCUCCUGGAUUUCUACCGGCCCAUUAGCACAGCGCAGGAGCAGGAGGGAGUCCCGCAGACGGAGGAGAACCGCUACCUCCUGUCCCUGCUGGUGGAGCCGCGGAGCCUGCUGGUCCUGCGGGACGACAUGUACACGCGCUUCCUGCACGGCGUCCGCGGCGUGGCGCGGGACACCGUCACCGAGAGCGUGGCCAACCUGCGGGCCGUGUCGGCCGAGCUGGGGGACAGCCUGAGCAGGGGGACCCGGGUCUCUCUGACCAUCCGGCACGUUCCCAGAGUGCUCAAG
Molecule: messenger RNA, 757 nt
Organism: Lepisosteus oculatus (spotted gar)
Lineage: Eukaryota; Metazoa; Chordata; Actinopteri; Semionotiformes; Lepisosteidae
Source: RefSeq, a predicted model, not a curated record